Molecule: messenger RNA, 731 nt
Organism: Amphiprion ocellaris (clown anemonefish)
Lineage: Eukaryota; Metazoa; Chordata; Actinopteri; Pomacentridae
Gene: spp2
Product: secreted phosphoprotein 2
Exons: 6
Coding region: 75-656 (193 amino acids)
Biological process (GO): bone remodeling
Cellular component (GO): extracellular region
Source: RefSeq, a predicted model, not a curated record
AGUGUAAGAGGAGGGGCACAGAUUUGUCAGAACAUAUAAAAAGGGAGGAAAACGAAGGACUGAAGCACUUUUUAAUGCUUUUAUCACGUGUUACGAUGAAGUCAUACGUGCUUCUCUUGGUCCUGCUGCAGUUUCUAUUAUGCACAGGCAUCCCAGUGCACAACUCUGAGCUGGAGUCGAUGGCAGACAGGGGUCUGGGAGCGGCUCUGGCUCAGGUCAACUCUGUUUACGCCGUCAGGUAUCUUUACCGGGUGACUCGAGGCUACGUCACAAGGGUUGUUCCUAUGGGCCAGAGCACCAAUGACCUGCUGAUGACGUUUGGCAUUAAAGAGACAGAGUGUGCAAAGACCUCGAGAAGCGACCCGCAGACUUGUGCUUUCAGGCCUGGGUUCUUUGUGCCCUCCUACUCCUGUUCCUCCCGGGUACGAGUGUCCGCCGCCUCAGCCCAGGUGAUCUCUCUCAGAUGUGGCCGUGAUGGCAGCAGCUCCAGCUCAGAGUCCAGCGAGGAGGUAUUCUCAAGGGGGAGACACCAGUUCAAUGUCCCAUUUGUAAACAGAGCUCCAGCUCCUUCUGCGCCUCCUGUCCAGCCCGGUCGCUCCAUUCAGACCCCAGAACUCCAGCAAAGAGGAGACACUUUCAACAACUUCCUGGUGUGAAACUUCAGCUCACUCCAGAUACAUUUAGGUGCUCACCAGAAGACAAACUUGAAUUAAAAUAUGUUGCUUAUUGUG